Molecule: messenger RNA, 1638 nt
Organism: Trichoderma harzianum CBS 226.95
Lineage: Eukaryota; Fungi; Ascomycota; Sordariomycetes; Hypocreales; Hypocreaceae
Exons: 4
Coding region: 228-1553 (441 amino acids)
Source: RefSeq, a predicted model, not a curated record
AAUCGUCCUAUUUCGCUCUUUGUCAAGUUCACUGUGACACAGUCCGCACACAACCAUCUCUUGUGUGUUGAACACGCAUAAUUAUUAUCAAUCAUCGUUCAAUCCUUUGUUCACACUUUAUGGUAUAGCAAACUGCAUCGAUUGUUGAUCUUUACUGUAUUCGAACCCCUCCCUACUUUCUUUUCUUCUACUUCAUCGCUGCGCGAUCUCUUUCCUGAAGUCCCAUAAUGCGUUACGAUAUACUCUUCAGCGCCUCGCUGGGCAUGUUCUUGGCUGCUCAGCCUGCACAGGCUGGUCCAUUGCCACGCUUGAGAGCCAGAAUGCCCAACGUUGCGCGAGCUGACACAACCGCCGUAUUUCAGACGUCGCCAAUUCCUAAUGAGGCCGGGCCUUCUACUGAACCCGCUGCGUCUUCAGCUUCAACUCCUCGCCCCAUCUUUCAAACCUUGACGGGCUCGUCAGUAGAUAUACCCGACUCUCUCAUCUCUGGCACACCUUCUCAGGUUCAGAGCCAAGCUCCAGCCACAUCUUCGGCCCCAGGAAUCACUGUCAUCCCGAUUGUGGACUCUUCAACCACUGCAGCCGCCGGAACGAGUGCUCCAGCUGACAGUACCGUCGAAACUUCGGCUCCGGUCGCUACACCAACUACGUCUAGCAGUGUUAUCGAGACUUCUACCCAGGUUUCUGUUCCAACUACGUCCAGUACUGCCGUUGGCAUUCCUACUACAAGUGCUACCUCGGCUACUUCUGCCGAGCCUGCCAGUACAAGUGCGACUAGUCAUGUGGCUGACCAGUCCACGACAAUUGCGUUCCCAAAUGAUAGAGCCACCACCAUUGCUUCCCCUGAGGGAUCCAGCACCACUGCUGGCACUCCUACCAAUGUUGCUACCUCGGCCACAGCUCACAGUACCUCUGUGGGAGAAACAACCUCUGUAGGAACAACAACCUCUGUUGGAACAACAACCUCUGUUGGAGGAACAACUUCUGUGGGAGGAACGUCAACUUCUGUGGGAGGAACAACAACUUCUGUGCGACAGACAACCUCUGUUGGAGGAACGACAACCUCUGCUAAGCCUUCGUCGACAGAGGCAACUUCUCAGACAACACCAACAAGUGCUUCAACUACGGGAUCUGGGGCUUCAAGCUCUGCUACUGUAAACACAGAGUCUCAGACGGCGACAACCGGGGUUAAAGAAUCUACAACUGCACCUCUGACUACUGAUACUGCCGCUUCUUCUGCAAGCACUGAGGCUUCGACCACUACCAACACUGCGGCUGCCACUACUGCUUCAACCACGGCAGCCCAGACUCAGACGACUGACCCUGUCUCCGAGACUACAGCUCCGACAACGCAGACGAGUGUUACUAGCCAGACGCAGCUGAGCUCAAGUGCUGGCAGCACGACGGUGUCGGCUAACCCUUCCACUACAGAAGGUACUUCUGCUAUUACUGAAGGCACUUCUUCUACUGCUGAAAGUACUUCUGUUACUACUGGAGCUGCUUCUCCUACUACAGAAGUGCGGCCGCUACAUCCACUGGAGGAAGCAGCCUGACUUCAAGUGCUACCAGCCCUGGAACUACUGUUGCAACGUCCGAGACCACAUCUUCUACCGAGUCGCCAACGAGCUCAGCCUCAAC